AGCGUUACCCUGCACCCGCAGCGAUAAUAACGGCUUAACCGGGAUUGAGGCGGCGAGCAUAAACCCUUAAUCCAUAAACCGUAAACCAUGUCGGACACGAAAGACACAGAGCAAUACGGUGUCCUCCUCUAUUACAAGUAUGCACACAUUCCGAACCUCGACGACCUCCUCACCUUUUACCACUCCAACUGCUCCUCCCUCUGCCUCCUCGGUCGUGUUCGCCUUUCUCCCGACGGCGUCAAUGUCACCGUUGGCGGCUUCUUAUCCUCUUUGGAGAGCCACAUUGAAGCUCUCAAGGCCCAUAAUACCUUGUUUCACGACACCGAUUUCAAGCUCGCAACCUGUCAUCACCCGUUAAACGACAAAGUUGCUGAAGAGUGUGGAUUCACUUCUCUCUCGAUUCGGAUCGUCAAGGAACUUGUUACUCUCAGUUCUCAUCCCCUACUGAAGUCUCCAGAGAUCUCGAAUGCUGGAAGGCAUCUCUCUGCGGAUGAGUUCCAUUCUUCCCUUCUGAAUGCUAACAAGGAGAGUCCGGAAAAUGGCUUUGUUUUACUUGAUGCAAGGAAUCUGUAUGAAACAAGAAUUGGGAAAUUUCAUGCACCGAAUGUUGAAACUUUGGAUCCUCAAGUUAGGCAGUAUAGUGAUUUCUCUUCAUGGAUAGAUGACAAUGGUGAUCGGUUGAAAGGAAAAAAUAUCCUCAUGUAUUGUACUGGCGGAAUCAGGUGUGAAAUGGCAUCAGCAUAUAUUAAGUCAAAGGGUGCUGGGUUUGAGAAUGUGUUUCAGUUAUUUGGUGGCAUCCAACGGUAUUUGGAGCAAUUUCCAGAUGGUGGUUUUUUCAAAGGAAAGAAUUUUGUUUUUGAUCACCGGAUAUCAGUUGGAAGUUCAGAUCCUAAUAUUAUUGGUACCUGCCUUAUUUGUCGCUGUUCAUUUGAUGAUUACUCUUCACGCUGCCGAUGUACUUACUGCAGAAUGCUUGUUUUGGUUUGUUGUAAUUGCCAGAAUGAAUCUGCACAAUAUGUUUGUGAGCUAUGCGAAAAGCAGGGCAAGGCUGUUAGGUCAAAGCAGUUAAUUGAAGAUGGUGAAUCAAAAACGUCAUUGCCAGGGGUUGAGUUGCAGAACUUUUCUUCAGAUACUAUGUUCUUGCCUCAAGUGCCUAGGGGAGAUGAUGUAAGGACCUCAAGAAAACUGAGAAUCUUAUGCUUGCAUGGGUUUCGGCAGAAUGCAUCCAGUUUUAAGGGAAGAACAGCGUCAUUAGCCAAAAAGCUCAAGAAAAUUACUGAAUUUGUUUUUAUUGAUGCACCUCAUGAAUUGCCAUUCAUUUACCAAACCCCUGUGUCGGCUCUCAAUGUGAAUUGUGCACCAUCAUCAUCAUCAUUGCUACCUAGUCCUCCUCCACCUUUGGAGAAUUGCAGGAAGAAGUUUGCAUGGUUUGUGGCAUCCAACUCUGAUGGAAGUAGCGGUCCUGAUUGGAAGGUAGCAGAUGGCCCAUUUGAUCCGCUUCAAUACCUGGAGCAAACUUUUGGCUACGAUAUUUCAAUUUCACACUUGAAGAAUGUGUUUUCCCAAGAAGGACCCUUUGAUGGAAUCUUGGGCUUUUCACAAGGUGCCGCAAUGGCUGCCUUAGUCUCUGCACAAGAAGAAAAGCUGAAAGGUGAAAUGAACUUCAAAUUUGUUGUCUUGUGCUCAGGCUUUGGUCUCCGUGCGGAAGAGAUGGAACGUGGCACUAUCAAAUGCCCUUCUCUUCAUAUUUUCGGUGAUGAACAUGGUAAAGACAGACAGAUAGCCAACCAAGCUAGCAAGGAACUUGCUUCUCUAUAUGACAGCGAUUGUUCUGUGAUCAUUGAACAUGAUUGUGGUCAUAUAAUUCCUACUCGGUCCCCUUACAUAGAUGAGAUCAGGGAUUUCCUUGGGCGUUUUCUGUAGUAGAGUAAAAAAAAAUGCUCGAGUUUUUAAUACUAAAAUUUACAUAGUUGCUUCUAUGUACCACCUUUCUAAAAUAAUUGUAUAAUGCUCUAUGUU
This is a messenger RNA of Abrus precatorius (Indian licorice), 2019 nucleotides long. RefSeq names its product rhodanese-like domain-containing protein 6. The transcript is spliced from 9 exons. NCBI's taxonomy places the organism in Eukaryota, Viridiplantae, Streptophyta, Magnoliopsida, Fabales, Fabaceae. The record is from RefSeq and is a predicted model, not a curated record. The coding region runs from base 88 to 1923 and encodes 611 amino acids.